Molecule: messenger RNA, 4380 nt
Organism: Sarcophilus harrisii (Tasmanian devil)
Lineage: Eukaryota; Metazoa; Chordata; Mammalia; Dasyuromorphia; Dasyuridae
Gene: PAIP2B
Product: poly(A) binding protein interacting protein 2B
Exons: 4
Biological process (GO): negative regulation of translational initiation
Cellular component (GO): cytoplasm
Molecular function (GO): mRNA regulatory element binding translation repressor activity
Source: RefSeq, a predicted model, not a curated record
AUGACGUUUACACUAACCAAUCAGCAGCCACAAAGGGCCAACCGAGGGGGUGGGGAGAUCCUCGCAUUUUGACCAAUCCGAAGCAAGGAUUCUCCGUCUCGGGGACUGAACAGCAGCCCCCUCAACCCAAUGGGGCCAAAGGGGCGGCCAGCGACGGCCAAUAGGGCGGGCGCGGGGGCGGGGCACGAGGCGAGUGUGCCGAGUGUGGUAACGGAGCGAGUGGCAUCGGCGGCAGCGAGGGUAGCGAGGGCUCCGGAGCUCGGGCUCCCCUCUUGGUGCUUGAGGGCCGCGGCGGCUGUGGCAAGGACGGCGACGAGGGCGGCAGACUCCUGGCGGGCGGAGAAGCCUCUUCUCGGCCCAGAUUCUUUCAGGAUGAAUGGGUCCAAUGUUGCCAACACAACAGCCAAUGCAAAAUCCAAAGAGGACCAGGUGGUGAAUGGGCGUGAUGAGAAGGAAAGCAACCCCUUUGCGGAGUACAUGUGGAUGGAGAACGAAGAGGACUUCAAUAGACAGGUGGAGGAAGAACUGGAGGAGCAGGAAUUCCUGGACCGCUGCUUCCAGGAGAUGCUGGACGAAGAGGACCAGGACUGGUUCAUCCCCUCUCGCGACCUGCCGCAAGGUCUGGGGCAGCUGCAGCAGCAGCUCAACGGACUUUCUGUCAGUGACGGUCACGGGUCAGAAGAUAUCUUGAGCAAAAGUAACCUGAACCCCGAUGCCAAGGAGUUUAUUCCAGGAGUGAAGUACUGACUCUUCGGAAACCUUUCAGGAGGACUUGGGGGGGUCCCUCUUUCCAGGGACAGAAGUGCACACAGAGGCGGGGCGGGGCUGGGGUGGGGGGCUGCUGGGGGAGGGGAAAGCAAGAGGGUCCAACUCGACGCUGUGAAUCGAGUCUUAACGCGGGCAGUCUUCUCUACAAGCAUCUGCGUAUCUCUUUUGUUCUGCCAGCCCGCAUUGGGGCACUCUGGAUCUGUUUUCUUUUUCUUUUUUUUUUUUUUUCUGUUUUUCCUUUUUUGUUUAAACAUAAUUGCUCUUUUUUCCCUUUUUUGUUUGUUUUUGUGAGAGGAUUGCAGCCUCUGCCUUCCCUUUCCCGUAGAGGACGUUGGGAUGUGGAAAGCAUCUUUUUUCCAGCGUUAGUGUUUAGGGAGCGCCCUUCUCAUCCUGCAGCAAACUUGUCAGAUUCAAGGGAGACCCGCAGAAGUCGCCAGGUCCAAGCUGGUUGGCUAGGAGACGGCGGGACAGGGUAGGGGCUGCACCCCCAAGCCCUCAGUGGGGGGUUUGCCAAGUCUGCUUCUCUCUCAGAGGACUCUGUCCCAGGACCUCCUGAGAGCACGGACUGAGCCAUUGGCUGGCAGGGACUGCUCAGCAGGAAGCCAUCAAUUGGGAAUUCUCUUUUCCAAAGCCUCCAUGGCGAGGGUCUCGGCCCCUGUGGGUCCUGCGGUGGAGCUUUUGGGCACCUCCUUGAGGCAGAGUUGCUGCUCUGCCAUCUUCUCCUUCUGUGCCCUUGGUCGUUGGGACCCCGGUGGUACUGGGGCAGGGGCCCAGGGGGCCGGAGGCCUGGGGCAUUCCCGCGGGUGUGGCUUGAACUGUGAUUUUCACACUCCUUACCUCUGUUCGCAUCCCAUACUGUCUCCAGCCCUGCCAGCUUUCCUCCAUAAAGGCUUGACUCACACAGAGUGGGCAAUAUCCAAAGAUUUCCUUCCAGGGCUUGUUCUUUUUGGGGGAGCUUUAGAAGGACCCUCGGUGUGGGGGGAGGAGCCCGGUGGCUCAGGCCCUGCACAUGCGUCUCCUGGGCCGGUCCUCCCCCUUGCUGAGGGGCCUCUGUGGUGCCUCCUCCUGCAGGCGGCCGGACCCCCUCAGGGCACCCACGCAGCAGCUGUGGGGCAGCCGGGCAGGACCGAGGGCCGCUUUGACUGAGAGUGUGGGGGGUGCGUGUGAGAACAUCGGAGCCACUCGUGCAAGAGAACACUUCCCUAAAAGCCUUUGUUCUUGAUGAGCCAGAUUAGGGUCAUUUCUACGUCUCUGGACUGAUUCUCUUCCCUUCGCCAUUGGGGGAAACGAACCCCUCUUGCCUGGGUGGAGGGCCCAAUCCUUGGAGGAGGCUGCCCAUGCAGAGAUGCCAGCGGCCCCUUCCCCGGAGGGAAUGGCGCCCACUCUCAGCUCUGGCCCUCAGACACUCUGUCCCCGGACCCCGAAGGGACAGGAGCCCGAGACUACUCCCCCUUUUUUCUCUAGCCUAGGAGUAGUUGUGGAAGCGUUGGCUCUCGGUCCCCACAGAGUGGGAGAGGGGAUGGUGGCUUUAAGUCACUGCUUUGGAAGAGCCGACCACAUCCCCUUCCAGUGAGCACCAGCAGCCGUCCUGGUGGGAGGGCUUUGGACUGGGCCGGAGGUAAGGAGACUUUUCUCCUGCUUCCAGGGCCACGAAUGGGGGUCUUGGUUUUCUGCCAGGACCUCCCUAUUCCAUCUCCUGUUUGGCCGGCCCCGAAUCCCCAGGGGCAGAGUGGGGGGGAGGAGAGUGGAGGGGGGCAGGCUUGCUCAGACACAGUACAAGGCCCUGCCCGCCCCUCCUCUGACCCCCCCAUCUUCCACAUCUGUCUCCACCCCGAGUGGGCAGGGCUGGGGGCCUCCUCCCCGUGCUCAGCCCAUCGCAAGGUCAAGCUUGUAUUUCAGAGGCGGCUGCUCCCAUCAGGUCAGUCUGUCUUUCUUGGGAGCUGCGUCAGCACAUGUAGGGGCCCGAAUUGGAGCCAGACGGGACCUUCGGGGUCACCAAGCCCAACCUCUCCCUUCUACAGGCAGACAGGCGGGGGACCCCCAGGUCCCGUGGCUACUAAGUGUCUGCGGCUGCAUUUGAACUCGGGUCUCCUGGGCUCUAGGCCCCGCCGCUUCCCCGGUUCUGGCUCCAGUUCUGGGCUAAGUGUGAUUUUAUCUGAGGGUCUGUUCAGUGAUUAGGGUGGAAUCCCUCCGUUAGAGGGUGUGUAAGAUGGGGCCGGUCCCCUGGGCUCCUUGGGGCUCCCAGCACCAGCUGCAGACUGCUGGGGGCUCCCGGGGUCUUCCGAGACCCCCAUUGCUAGAGAGGAGCCUCUGAAAGGGAGCCUCUGGGGGAGGGGAUACCUGCAUCCAGAGUUUUCAAGAAAUGCCCUGGCUUCAACGGCUGUUGGGAGAGGCGGGUGGAGGGGCCCUCUCCUGCCUGCCCUCAGUGGCGCCAACCUUGCCUGGAGAGCAUUAGGUGGGCAUAGAGUGGGUGCAGCCCCCGCCCACUGCGCUUCUGAAGCCAGGGUGCAGGGGGAGCCCCCCAGAGUGUGGCUGAGCCAGCUCGGGCUGGCCCCCUCCCCCUGGGAUGCCCAGGGGCCCGCUGUGCUCCCUGCUGUCACAGACUGGAGUUGCAGGCCCAGACUGCAGCCUGGUAUCUGUCUGCACACCCGACACCACUCCUUCCUUGUGCCCGGGCACUUGCACAUGCGUUUUAUCUCCCGCCCUCCUUGCUAAGGGGCCGAACCUUGGGAAGCCCUCAGCGUCUUCCGUUUCCUGCCGGCGCCUCGAUUCUUCUUCUUCCCCACCCCCACCCCCCCAGUCUGGUACCAGAGGCAGAGGGGACCCUCCUGCGGGUGCCCGCCGCUAAGCAGUUGGUUCCUUGCCCGUCCCUUCGAGGGCGCGUUUUAGGAGCAGAAACUUUGGUUUUCCAGCGCUCCACAGGCGGUUCCCGCAGCCGUCCUGACCCACGAGUCGCACCCGGCCCUCCAGAGGACCCGACCACAGAGCACACCCUGGGCCCCCGGGCCACGCCUUGGGAAACGCUCGGCCCCUCAGAGCCGGCCUCGCCUGGGAGCCGCCAGGUCUGCGGCGUUUCUUUGGUGACCAAUGUUGCUUCUUGUUGGACAGCCCGGACCCCUGUGCCGGUGGCUCUGCAGACUUCCUGCAUCUGAUGGUGGACUAGGUUCUGCAGUGUCAGGGGCACAGGACCUGAAAGCAUCCGAGGGGAGAAAUCCCCCAAACCAGCCUUCGGAGGAGUGCGGUCGCCUCUCCCAGGGAUCAAGCUGCCUUUGUUCGCUGGGGAGGAGGAAGGACCAGAGAGCGCUCGUGCCUUGGGGGAGGGGUUCAUGGAAGGGAGCCCAGCUUGGAGCUGCCCCCUCGUCCUUCCUGGGGCUUGGGGGAGAUCCGCAGACAUGACAUUUGCAGAAAUAUCCACAGCACCUCGCUGACCCGCAGCAGUCGGGUGAAGAGCUUUGUUCUACACUAUUUGGGGAGAGGGAGAAUAGGAGCUUAAAAUGGAUUUUUUUUUCAUAAAAAUGUCAAAAAGGGAAAAAAAAAAGUUACCUUUUCUGAACUUUGCUAUUCAAACCAAAUGGCAGCUCUUGAAAUUUCAAUAAAGCGAGAAGGCAGUGA